Messenger RNA from Parastagonospora nodorum SN15, 279 nucleotides. RefSeq lists its product as hypothetical. The record is from RefSeq and is a predicted model, not a curated record. Bases 1 to 279 code for a protein of 92 amino acids. Lineage: Eukaryota; Fungi; Ascomycota; Dothideomycetes; Pleosporales; Phaeosphaeriaceae. The transcript has 2 exons.
AUGGCUCAUGGCGGCGUGACUGAUGAUGGAGAGGGCCCUUUCACUCCGGCCCGGCGCAAGCGACACCCUCCACUCUGCUGGUCCAAGCCGUCCCGCACGCCAGCAGAGUCCGAGAGACGGCCAGCGGGCAGGGUCUGGCUGCGCUACGUGCCCAGUGCGUCUGCGAAUAGCGUUCCCGCCCGCUCCUCACCUGAGGCGUGCUCUCGUGCCAUACCUACUUCAUCUCUCAUCCCGAUCCAGAUCCUCCCAAAGCUCGGACAAACCCUAUCGCCUGGUUGA